AUGCUGACUCAAGUACACCCAGUUCCUCUAACGGAAGAAAAUUUGAAGAAACACCAGAGAGAAACGACGUCAAAUAGGAUAUCUUUGAGGGACACCAAAAGAAGAUCCAAAAGUGGAAAAAGCCUUCGUUCCGCUGGCGACGGUGAGAGUAUCAAGUUUUAUAGGGAAGAAGCGCUAAAUGCCUCACUUGAUGAAAAUCAAGGUUGCGAAAAGAAAAAGUUUUCAGAAGGGGAAUCACCAGGCGAUUCUGCGACGAAUUUUGCUGAAGACAUGAAUGAAGAAAGGAAGACAAACUCCAAGCCGGAAAUUGCCGCCAAAGAGGUAGAGAUUAAGCCAAAAGCUGAUAGUUCAGCUCUAACUGAAAAGGAAGAAUUGUCCGAAGGAGAGGAAGGCGAUAAGCCUUCUGACAACAUUGCUGCAAACGAGGCAGAAACUAAUCCAAAAGGUGAUAAUUCAGCUCUUAUUGAGAAGGAUGUAUUGUCUGAACAAGAAGAAGGUGUUGAGUUUUCUCAAAAGGAGAAGGGAAGCCAUGAAUACGACGGCGAGAACGCUGAUGAAUCUGAGAAGGAACUGGGUGAAAGCGAACAAGAAGGUGAGGGUGACGAAGAUGAUAAUUCUGAUGAAUCUUCUGAUGAAUCUAGUUCGCUUGAUAGCGAAAGCGAUGUAGUUACGGCUGUAGCCAAAAAUGACAUUAAAAACGCUGAAGACACAAAUGAAACAGGUACAUCUACUCGAUCAUCUUCUCCAGUGGGUGAUGAAGAUGACGAAGACGAUGACUAUUCAGUUGAUGACGACGAUGACGAAACUGAGGACGAAGAGGAGGCUGAAGAAGCCGAAAAAAGUGAAGACGAGCUGACUCACUACAGUAGCAGCUUGAACGCAAGCGUAAGUAGCAUCCCUACUCUUUGUGACGACAGGGAAGAGAGUCCUGAAUCACUCAACAGUUCCGCAGAAGAGUCACCUCGAGAAAGCCCCGGCCAAGAAAAAGGCGAAGGUGAAGGACAGGAUCAAGAGACUGAAGCUGCCAGACAUGUGAUAACUGAAGGAGAUGAGGUGAAAGUAGAUGAGGAAGAAGACCCUGUAGCUGAAGAUUUACAUGCAGAUAAAGAAGAAGAAAGGAGUCAUAACACCCCUCCGGAUAGUAGACAGGUCAGCGGAAGGUCGGCAACACCCCGGACUGUUGCGGUAAGCGAGUUUGAUGAUGUAGAGAGCACGAUAUUUUAUCGCCGAGAACUGAGCCGACAGGGCAGCAGCUCACGGAAUGCUUUAACUUCAUCUGCGAACAGUAGGAGAUCUGAUGUGUCAAUCAAAAACUGGGCUGAGUUUGGUGAGCGUGGCCGUGUGACUAGUAACGUGGAAGAGGUGACAGAAGUUGUUGAUUGUUCGAUGAAAGACAACGUUCGCAAACGAUUGAUGACCAGAAAAAUGCGCAAUGCUAAGCAAGGAAAGACGAAUAUAGACAAAACAAAAGUAGUUAAGCAGCAGCCUGCUUUACAAAGAACGGGGAAGAAAACUGGUGAUAUUCAUUUUAAGGGGAGACCUCAGUUAAAAAAACAGAGCUCGCACAGCAGUGAUAAUUCCGACGUGUUAAACACACGACAACAAAAACUUAUUCGCAGAAAACGAAGACCAGUGAAGCAGGUUUCCUUUGACAAUUUUAACAUUCAAAACAGCACCAAAAUAUCUACAAGUGAUUCUGCUUUCUUUGGAAGUCGAACUGAAAGUAGGGGCGACGAAAAAUCAAGCACAAAACCUCCAGAAAGCGAGCACAGUGGCAGAGUUAGCAGCCGGUGGACUGGUGCGGAAACCGAACGCGUUUCGUCUACAAGUACACGGCCUGUAAGUACGGUCCAGUCUCCACGCAGUAAUUUAUCGACAAGUCAGCGCUCUGGGCAGACAUCUAUAGUUGAUGUAAUGACAGCUGUCAAUUAUCCACCGGCUGUAAUCUAUGGAAAGAAGUCGCAUCUUCCUUCUAUGCGUCCUCGGCGACAUGGUGCACCCAAAAAUAAACCUAAGAAGAGCCAAUCGGCUAGCUCAAAGAUGACAACCAAAACCACUGGUGGGGAGAGUUCAAUGAUGAGACGCGUGUUGUCUGCUAACAAACACAAAGUUUCAAGACUUUACAAUAUUUUGGAAGAACUACAGCAAGAAGUCGAAGAACUAAAGGACGAGAAUAAAUCUCUGAAAAGAGUGAGCCAUCGACAAGAGAAGCAAAUUAAGAAAAUCGACGAAGAGGAAGCAAGUUUGCCCAUGUUGCUUCAAAGGCACAGCGCAGAGAUGCGAACUUUGAAAGAGAGAAUGAGAAAAAACCAAGAAGUUUUGCACAAGAAAGAGAGGGAAUCUAAAGAAAGAGACGCCGAGAUUCAGAAAUUGCGUGACAAAGUCAAGAGUUUUCGAGUACUAUCACAAGACAGGAAACUUGAAGAACGAGCGGCUUUGGCGAAAAAGUUAGAUAACGUCCAGGACGAAAUAGCGACAAAAGACAAAAAGAUAUUGGAUCUAGAAAAAGCUAUCGCUCUUAAAGACAAGGCAAGACAGCGAGAGAUGAAGGACCAAAGAGAGCGCUACAAGCAGGCGAAAGAAGAAUUAAAACGGGUCCAAGACGAUUUCCGCUCGCUGCGAGAAAGAUUGAAGGAAAAAGAGAGAGAAUUGGAUGAGAAGAACAUCUAUCAUCAACAUAUUGUACAGAAGAAGAAGAAAGUUCCAAAUUUACCAGCACUCCCUGCGGGCAGCCAGGGCAUUCAUGCACCCGCUAUCACUGCUCCAGCGGUUCACAUUGAAAAAGCGCCAGAUACGAAAGAGAAAAGAACAAAUGUAUUUUUGACAAAUGCGGCGAGCGACUCUGGUUCGGUUGUAACGGAUGAAGGGAGGGACACAGAUGAGAAGUCUGAAAAAGUCAGCGUUAAUCAUGAACUUCCCGUGGUUUCUGAACAGACGAGACAUGGUGGGGUCCUCCAAGUUGAUGGAAAGGAAGACGAAGAGAAGAAAAGGAGAGAAGCUAAGGAGAGAAGGAGACACGAGGAGGAAGUGGAGCAGAGACGGCGCAUAGACGAGGAAGAGCGCAGAAGGAAAGAAGAGCAAGAGAAACGAAAGGAAGAAGAACACGAGAGAAGAUUGCGAGAAGAGGAGGAACAAUUAAGGAAACAACGAGAGGAACAGGAACGAGCCAUGAAACAAAAGGAAGAAGAAGAAAAAAAGCGGUUUGAUGAAGAAGCUGAGAUCAGACGGAAGAAAGAUAUGCUGCUGGCGCGCAUGCGAGCGAUUGAUGCGGGAAACGAGAAAACAGACACUGUGACUGCAACCAGAGGGACUACUGGUCCCCCUGUGGAAGACAAACCCAAAAAAGUUCCGAUUUUCCUCCAGAGCGAUAAACCUGUGAAAACUGAGCAGGAGCCAGUGAAGCCUCCAAACGCGGCAAGUUCGGAUGACGAUAUUCUGUCCGAUACCAGUGGCGGCAGAAAGAAGUUCAGCGCCAGCUCUAGACAAAGCCGCUUCUCGUACGAUUUCAAACAAACUGUAGAAAAUCUUCAUCAUGGUCUCCCUGCGCAUGCUGCACAGGAGGGCGUAAAACCAGAGGCCCAAAAAUCGGACACGAAAGACUCUCUGUCGGACGAUCUAAGUUUUGGUACUUACAAACCUACACUGGGCAGAAGGGCUGCCGCCAAAAGAGACAAUAAAGACGAUUUGAGUUUUGGAGGGUAUAAUCCUUCUUUUGGUUCGAAUAAAGAGACAGCUCGUAAAAAUAGCGGUCUUAACUUUGGCACCGGGAAGAAAAACGCUACUGAAAAAGAACAAAACGGUGUCAUCUUUGGGGAUUAUAACCCUUCUUUUGGAGGGUCGCGUGAGCCAGCAACUUCCAGCCUACCAAACGGUGACAUUGGUGGAAAGUCAAGUCCCCCACGUGGUCGCAGACCAAGAAAUUAUGGUGGUGGAACAGCAUCUUUGUUUGACGACGAUCUUUUUACAAAUGAGGAAGUCAAACCUUCGGGUAAUCCUCUGUUUGGAGACAGCUCCAUAAAAAAAGACAAAUCAUCUUACCCAUGGGAAAACAAAGUAAAUGUUACAAGAUCUAACGUAUCUCAAGAGGAUUCUCUACUGCCUCGCAGGAGACAUUUGCAAAGUAUCGGAAAAAGCACAGAGAAAAAUGUACGCGCUGUAGAUAAUGCGCUGGAUGAUAUUGAUGACGAGAUUGAGGAAGUUAUUCUAUAAUAAAGAGUUUUACAAAUUAUCUAAAUUAUAAUAUACAUAAGUAUUUAAGAGACGCGUUACCUUCGCGCAGAAGAUCUUCGGACAGUUUGAGAAGUUAGCCAUGACAUUUUUUUUUGUUGUGACAUCCAUUUAUAAGAACCUCUAUUAAUUUUCUCAAGUACUGUCCGUUAUUGAGGCUAAACCCAAACGAUGUCGCGUUUUAAUCGAUGACGCAAAU
Messenger RNA from Pocillopora verrucosa, 4426 nucleotides. Its product is annotated as lebercilin. Gene Ontology annotation, biological process: intraciliary transport. Gene Ontology annotation, cellular component: axoneme. The record is from RefSeq and is a predicted model, not a curated record. NCBI's taxonomy places the organism in Eukaryota, Metazoa, Cnidaria, Anthozoa, Scleractinia, Pocilloporidae.